Molecule: messenger RNA, 3472 nt
Organism: Phacochoerus africanus (Common warthog)
Lineage: Eukaryota; Metazoa; Chordata; Mammalia; Artiodactyla; Suidae
Gene: AXDND1
Product: axonemal dynein light chain domain containing 1
Exons: 26
Coding region: 159-3245 (1028 amino acids)
Source: RefSeq, a predicted model, not a curated record
GGAGAGGCGAAGCGACAAGGUGUACGGCGGAAAACACAGUUUAUGGGUCAACGUGGCAGCCCUGCCAAGUCCCAGGAUGCCGCUGCUUAAGUUUCUAGGUUAGCUUUCUGGAGGGCUAUUUCAAAUUACUAAAGAGAGUGAUAGGAGCAUUGCUUAUUAUGUCGCUUCCGAAAACGCCUUCCACAUCAGCAUCUGAGGGCAAACAUUUGAAAAUCUCUACAUCCAAGGAAGAGAGAGGACUUCCUGAACUAAGGGAGAAAAAAAGUCUGGUGGAUUGGUCAAAACCCCUUCCUCCUUCCCUUCAGAACCAGUUCAUCCCUGAAGAAGUUCUACUUUCUCUGACCUGUGCAGCCAAUGCUGGUCCUUGUCCUGAGAACUUACUGCCCCCUAAGAAAAUUAAAACCCCAAAGGUUACUCUUCCACGCCGUGCUGACCAUGUUUGGCAUAACCCUAUUCGAAGAAAUAAGUUCAAAUAUCUGAUUGACCAUCCUGUUUCCCUAACGGGAGCUGGAAGGGAUAUUUCGUUUCUCUAUGAUGUUAAAUAUGUGAAAGGAGAGACGAGGGAGAGCGCGGUUUGUCCCCCGCAGAUGGACCGUUCACACGAUGGCGUCAUUGUGCCUCAUAAGCCAAAGAAACUAACAGAUACUUUGAUUCCUGAAGAAUUUCACAUUGUGUCAAACACAGGCGUUUCAGGUUUGGAGUGUUACGAUGACAAAUAUACUACUCUCCUCACAGACAGUGAAAAUAGACUAUUGCUCUUCCCGUCCAUGAAACCUAAUAAAAGAAUAGAAGUGGUCCAGCUGAAUGACGUGAUGGAUACUAUGCUGGAGAGGGCUGGUGUGGACAAUCAGGCCUAUAUAGGCCCAACCAAGAUGCACAAGCUUCUUCAUAUAUUGAAGAAGGAGCAGACCAUUUACAAUACAGUAUUUCAUGAACUUAUUCGACAAGUCAGUGUGGACUGUGCAGAUAGAGGAGAACUACUGUCCAAAAUCAGAGAGCGGUAUGUGCAAAUGCUCGACCAAAUCGCCCGGCAGAUGAUUGACUUCUACAAAGACAUGGUAACUCAGCGAAUGAUGGACCAGCGCAUUUUAGAAGAAUUGUACAAUUUUAAGAAUGUUAUUGAGGAACUGACCAGGGAGCUGUGUCUGGUUCGGGCACAUGAUGUAAAAUUAACAAAGGAAGCAGAGAAGGCCCACAAGGAUUUGGCACAAGCUCUUUUAGAUGCUGAAAAGAAUGCCAAAAUUGUAGAAGAAUAUCAUGACUUAUAUACAUUACAAAGAGGAAGAAUGGAGAGUGAUAUUAAACAAUUAAUGAUGGAAAGAGAUGUCUGGAGCUCAGCCACAUAUGACUUGUCCAUAAAGGUUAUUGAAAGAAAUAAAAUCAUAUUGGCUAAAAGACUUUACCUCAAUGAAAAAGGCUGGAGUAAAUAUGCUAAGCAUUUCAUCAUAUUGCUGUCAACUAAGGAUACUGCAGACCUUGCGCUAUUGCAGAAAUUGACACAGAAGUGGAGAAACUUGGUUAAUAAAUUUAAACAAGAAGUGGAACAAAAUGAAGAGUCUGUAAAGAAGAACUUGCAAAGCAUUAAGGAUGGCCUUGUCAAAUGGCAGCACUUCUUCAGAAAUGAUAGUGGAAAAAACAUUUUAUCCCCUAAUAAAGAAAAUGUAUCUGAAUCAGUUGUUCUAGACUUCAAACAGUGGCUAGAGAUACUGACUGAAGACAAUGACAAGUUUUUUGGGGAUCUUCUAGUGUCAAAAUAUGAUUCUCUAAACAUCAUUAAGCAUUUACAGGAAAACUGGGCAGAUAUUGGGCUUGGGAUAUUUAAUCGCCAUAAAAGUAUGGAGGGGAAGAUACCAUCAGAGCAGAAGCACAUGGAGGAAAUUAUGAAAAGCAUAGCAAGACUCUACAAAGAAUUUGAAAUAAGAAUAAAUGGUGAUAAUGGUCUCUCUAAAAUUCUUCCAAGUUUGAUUAGUUCUCUUGAACUCUGUUCUUUGAAGCUGGGAAGCCUUGUGGAGGUUCCUGAAAUGCUUCUUGAGGAAUGGGACAGACUUAAUGAAAAAAUUGAUGAAAUGAAAUCUCAGUUGGAUGCAUUGUUAAACAUUAUUGGUGCUGUUCCACAGUACAUAGAUGUGGAUUCUGGCUUGGUACUCCAAGCACAUGUAUCUAACACGAUUCAACAGUGGCUUUUGAAGAUAAGCAAUGAGAUUAACAACGGUAACAUGGAACUUCAGCGCCAAAUGGAUGAAUUGCAUAUACCCAUGAUCCAGUGGAUGGUAAAUUUGCUUAUUUUAAUGGUACCUGACUUUCCUGAUCCAGACACUGUCAUAAAGUUGGAGGAGAAAAGUGCUGAACACCGUGACCUAGGAGUUGCAAAGCUAGAGCUAGAUGCAAUUGCCCUGACAAAAAAGUUGUCCCAAUACUCCAGCUACUUGAGCAGUUGUUGCAAAGACAUGGUAGCAGCUAUGACACCGAGUAAAGCAAGUCACUCAGGAAAACAUCCUAGCAAGGAGCUUAAUGACCUGGAUGAGAUGAAGAGAGAAUGCUAUGAAUGGAUCACCACGUGCUCUCACCUCCUUUCUGGCCUCAAAGGCAGAAAAAUAAAGUUAUUGACACGUGAAGAAAAACGUCACCUACUUGGAGAAGGGGACACUGCAAAAGAAUUACUUGAGUCUGAAGCAGACAAGCCCCUUAAACAUAAAGAAGAAAAUAUGGAGGAUAAGAAACUUGAAGUGGAAAAGGAAGAAGAGAAAGCAGAAGAGAAACCUUCCGCAUCUACAGAGAAGGAAAAACUAAUUCGAUACAUUGGAGUAGAUGAGAAUGUUCAUUCGCAGCCUCUAUUUGGAACAGAUAUAUUGUCUUCCUGGAGAGAAUCAGCUGAUCAAGGUACAUUGGCCCCAGAAUAUCUUGAAGUAAUGGCUAUCAUUGAACACAUGCAGGAGAAGAUAUUAGAGGUUGAAAGCAGAGCCAGGGAAGCAGAGGAGAAGUUCGAUGAUGUAAACGAACAACUUCAUUAUACGCUUAUACGAAAUAAAGAACUGGAGAAAGAACUGGAGGAAAUAUGGAUGAAGCAUAAAGAGAAGGAGUCUGAAGGAGAAGAAGAAGAAAAUGAAAGAGAAGAAGAAAAAGAAGACGACGAGAUAAGGCCAGGAGAAAGAGCCUCAGAGUCUCCAAAGAAAGAGACACAGAGGAAGGAGAGUUCUAAAUCCAAAACCCGAACUAAACCCCCUUCCAGGAUGAAAUCCAAAUAGCAGCCAGAUGCUGGGCUUCACCACAGCUCCCCUCACUGAACUCAGCCCCGAUAUCUCUGCACUUUUGAGCUGACAGUGUGGCUUGAUUGGAGGGACUCCCUUUGCAGCAGCUUCCGGAAAAGCCAUGACAGACAAGUCAGGGGCAUUUUCUCUUCAAAAAUCACAGUGAUGGCUGUAGGGAAUGGAUGCAUUAGUUUAUUUCCAAGAUUAAAAAUAGCUUGUGCAAA